Messenger RNA from Arachis duranensis, 1263 nucleotides. RefSeq lists its product as uncharacterized. The transcript has 6 exons. The record is from RefSeq and is a predicted model, not a curated record. Bases 226 to 1044 code for a protein of 272 amino acids. Lineage: Eukaryota; Viridiplantae; Streptophyta; Magnoliopsida; Fabales; Fabaceae. Gene Ontology annotation, biological process: protein retention in ER lumen. Gene Ontology annotation, cellular component: membrane. Gene Ontology annotation, molecular function: ER lumen protein retrieval receptor activity.
GAAGUUGUGAUUGUUUGCAGUUUCGGCGAGAAGUAGCAGCAGUAGCUGAAACCUCUAAUAAGUAUUAAUAAAUUACGCAUUAACAUUACUUCUCUCACCUUCUCCAAUCACUCAAUCCCUCGUUUCAAUUCCCACUUUCCCACUUCUCAAAAGCCAACACACCAAUCGAUCGAACUUCAUUCACUUCGCACAGAUUGUGAACAAAGAGUUUAGCUUUUUUCAGUAAUGAGGGGUCAGAGAAUGUCGAUCCACUCCAUGACCACGUGGCUCAAGCGGCAGCCACCAAAGGUGAAGGCUUUCCUCGCCGUGAUUUCCGGCAUGGCGGCGCUUGUUCUGCUCCGCUUCAUCGUCCACGACCACGACAACCUAUUCGUCGCCGCCGAGGCUGUUCACUCCCUCGGCAUCUCUGUUCUCAUCUAUAAGCUCAUCAAGGAGAAGACCUGCGCCGGAUUGUCACUCAAGUCCCAGGAAUUAACAGCUAUCUUUUUAGCUGUUAGGCUGUACUGUAGUUUUGUCAUGGAAUAUGAUAUACACACACUACUCGAUUUCGCUACUUUCGUAACUACAAUGUGGGUCAUAUACAUGAUUCGGUUCAAACUGAAGGCUAGUUACAUGGAAGAGAAGGAUAACUUUGCGAUAUACUAUGUGGUGAUACCCUGUGCUGUGUUGGCCUUGCUUAUUCAUCCAUCAACUUCUCAUCAUUUAUUGAACAGGAUUUUCUGGGCAUUCUGUGUAUAUCUGGAAGCAGUUUCGGUAUUACCUCAACUGCGGGUCAUGCAGAACACCAAAAUUGUUGAGCCAUUCACUGCUCAUUAUGUAUUUGCGCUGGGUGUUGCUAGAUUCCUUAGCUGUGCUCAUUGGGUUCUUCAGGUGUUAGAUACCCGUGGACAUUUGUUGGUUGCCUUGGGGUAUGGUUUAUGGCCACCGAUGGUUCUUAUAUCAGAAAUUGUCCAGACCUUCAUCCUAGCAGAUUUUUGUUACUACUAUGUCAAAAGUGUUUUUGGAGGUCAGCUUGUUCUUCGUCUUCCCUCUGGAGUGGUGUGAGUGAAGGAUCUGUUUCAAUGGAUACACAUUUAACUUAAUCAGGCAAUAUGGUGGGUUACCCUUGUUAGAGUACACUGUGUGUUUACACACUUAUUUGGUUCCUUGGUGGAAGCUGGUUCUGUAAAAUUUGGAGAUGAAAGAAAACUAAUUAUUUAUGCUUAAUGUACGGUUAUUUAUAGUUGAAAAGUCGUUUAUACAUGGAGUCUCCAUUUUGAUUAA